AUGCCCAAGACGAUCAAUGUGCAUGUGACCACCAUGGAUGCUGAGCUGGAGUUUGCCAUCCAGCCCAACACCACCGGCAAGCAGCUGUUUGACCAGGCUCAGAUGGUACAAGAAGACUUGGAGAAGACCCGUGCAGAGCUGAAGACUGCCAUGAGCACGCCUCAUGCCCUCAGUUCAGAGCUGGCCAAUGCCCAUGAUGAGUCCAAGAAGACUGCUAAUGACAUGAUUCAUGCUGAGAACAUGCGACUGGGUCGAGACAAAUACAAGACCCUGCGCCAGAUCCGGCAGGGCAAUACUAAGCAGCGCAUUGUUGAGUUUGAAUCUAUGUAA
Rangifer tarandus platyrhynchus (Svalbard reindeer) is the source of this 330-nucleotide messenger RNA. The record is from the annotation of a GenBank genome assembly. NCBI's taxonomy places the organism in Eukaryota, Metazoa, Chordata, Mammalia, Artiodactyla, Cervidae.